GCAAAUUUUUCGAAUGACAGGUAGUACCAACCAAUCAGAGUGACUUACCUUUUUGGCCAAGUCCACGUCGGCAAGAGUGGAAGAUGGACGCUUUAAUACUGGAACCCUCUCUCUACACAGUGAAAGCUGUCUUGAUUCUGGACAAUGAUGGUGAGAGGCUAUACGCCAAGUACUAUGAUGACACAUACCCCACGGUUAAAGAGCAAAAGGCAUUUGAAAAGAACAUCUUCAACAAAACCCACCGCACUGACAGUGAAAUUGCUCUGCUGGAUGGGCUGACUGUGGUCUACAAGAGCAACAUUGACCUGUACUUCUAUGUAAUUGGCAGCUCCCAUGAAAACGAGUUAAUGCUUAUGUCUGUCCUCAACUGCCUCUUCGAUUCACUGAGUCAGAUGUUGAGGAAAAAUGUGGAGAAGAGAGCACUGCUGGAGAACAUGGAGGGACUGUUUCUGGCUGUGGAUGAAAUUGUAGAUGGAGGGGUGAUACUUGAGAGUGACGCCCAGCAAGUAGUCCAUCGUGUUGCAUUGCGGGGAGAUGAUGUACCUCUAACAGAACAGACAGUCACUCAGGUUUUACAGUCGGCAAAGGAGCAGAUCAAGUGGUCCCUCUUGCGAUAGGAAGAGAUUUGCCAGCAACCUCAUCGACAUGGUGAGCAACAGCGGCUCUGUGAAUCACUGCACUGAUGGAACAGCAGCUAGCAAGGCCUCCUGGCACCCAAGACACCCAAACCAUGGAGAUCCUUGUCUGGCUGCCUGCCUGCUUUCUUUCGUUUUUUGAUUUUUAUGUUCGUCUGUCUAGUAAUCAUUCCAGUUUUGAUGGAGGGGGCCUGUGAUUGACAUGAAACUGUGCCAGGCUGCCCUCCUUUCCCAGAGGUGCUGUCUACUGCAGUGGACCAGAUGACAGGUGGUGGAUGGUGCCUCAGCGUGGGACUAAUUUUUUUUUUUUUUUUUUUUUUUUAAAUCAUUCUGCUUUUGGUCACCAAUAGUUAAGUAAACACACUCUACACCAUGUUCUCCAGUCUUAUUUCUUUUUUUCUGAAUGUGUAUGUCAGUUCCUCUCUUGGGGUCACCCUGUCUCUCUUUAACAGGAGCCUGUGGAGGAACUGAACUGAGAAACCUGACUUUUAGGAAAUAAAUCUGAUUAUGAAACUCCAAAA
This is a messenger RNA of Erpetoichthys calabaricus (reedfish), 1156 nucleotides long. RefSeq names its product COPI coat complex subunit zeta 1 (gene copz1). Gene Ontology annotation, biological process: intra-Golgi vesicle-mediated transport; retrograde vesicle-mediated transport, Golgi to endoplasmic reticulum; intracellular protein transport. Bases 84 to 617 code for a protein of 177 amino acids. The transcript is spliced from 9 exons. The record is from RefSeq and is a predicted model, not a curated record. Lineage: Eukaryota; Metazoa; Chordata; Cladistia; Polypteriformes; Polypteridae. Gene Ontology annotation, cellular component: COPI vesicle coat.